AAUUAAAAAAUAUUUAAAUAAAAUAAAUGUUUUUCAUACAAAUUAGAUAAUCUACGCAUCAUUCUUUCAUCGUGAAAAUAAUAUCGUAACAAUUCUUUUUUAAAUUUGUUGACAUAAUGUCAUACAAAGUAUCAUUUCUGUUUUUCAGUCUUUCACACUAUUAAAAAAAUAUAUUUAUCAUCAAAAUUUAGAGAACAUCUUAAUUUAUAGCUCAUGUUCCUAUUAUUAACUUUUUAAAUUAAAAAAAAUGUUUUGAUGUACUUCGCUGGGUGUCUAGGAAUCCAUUAAGUUUGGUCUUCCAAUUUCUAAUCUAAAUUAUCUACAAGAAGAAGAAGGGACACAUGUCUUUGAAACAUAACCUUUUAUUUGUGUUGUAAUUUUUACUUAAUUUGAAUCUUAAUUUUCUCAAAAUUACUUGAAAAUGUCGUGGAUAUUUGGUUACGGUAAAAGUAAAGAUCAAACUCCUGAUUUAUCUCAAUUAGGCUUGGGAGCCCCUUCUGGAGCUGGCGGUUCCGGUGGAGAUGACAAGGAACCUCCAAAUUUGACUAAGGCUGAACGAAGAGCGAUGGAGGCCUACAGGUUCGAUUCUACUGCAUUAGAACGAGCUGCUCAGGCGGCAAAGGAACUGGAGAAAUCAAAACAUGCAAAAGAAGCUUUAGAAUUAUCUAAAUUGCAAGAAACCACUCGUCAGGUAGAACAGCAAGCCAAAAUUAAGGAAUAUGAAGCACAUAUUGCUCAAAUGCAAAUUGAAAGUAAGAGAGCUGAAGCUGAAGAAAAAAGAAAACUCUUACAAGAAGAAACUAGACAACAUCAAACUAGAGCCCAAUAUCAAGAUCAAUUGGCAAGAAAGAGGUAUGAUGAUCAGUUAUUGCAGCAGCAGAGAAUGAAUGAUGAAAACCUAAGAAGGCAAGAAGAAUCUGUAGCAAAACAAGAAGCAAUGAGGAAAGCUACUAUUGAACACGAGAUGGAGCUUAGACACAAAAACGAGAUGAAGAAAGUUGAAGCAGAAUUGAAAGCCAAAGCAAAGAUUGAUAGAGAAAAUAGAGAUUUAACUCUAGAACAAAUCAGACUUAAAGCUGAACAAAAUCGAAUCACUGUUUUGGAGAGUAUAAGGACUGCUGGUUCAGUUAUAGGAACAGGAGCACAAACACUUCUUACAGAUUGGAACAAAGUCCUUACAGCUGCUGGAGGCUUAUCUCUAGUUGCCCUAGGUAUCUACUCUGCCAAAGGAGCAACCAGUAUUACUGCUAGAUACAUAGAAUCUAGAUUAGGCAAGCCUUCAUUGGUAAGAGAGACUUCAAGAUUUUCUGUAUUGGAAGGUCUAAAACAUCCCAUUAAGACUUUGAAGAGUUGGAAAAAUACAGGGGAAGAUGCUUUAUCUGGUAUAGUUCUGGCACCCAAAUUGGAAGGUAGAUUGCGAGAUGUAGCUAUAGCUACAAAGAACACUAAACAAAAUAAAGGACUUUACAGAAAUAUUUUGAUGCAUGGACCACCUGGGACAGGAAAAACUAUGUUUGCAAAGAAACUUGCCAAACAUUCUGGAAUGGAUUAUGCUAUAUUAACAGGUGGAGAUAUCGCUCCAAUGGGAAGAGACGGAGUUACAGCCAUUCACAAAGUAUUCGACUGGGCAAAUAGCACCAGAAAAGGUCUUAUACUUUUUGUCGAUGAAGCUGACGCGUUUUUACGUAAACGUUCUUCCGAAAAUAUUUCAGAAGAUCUUAGAGCUACACUUAAUGCAUUCUUAUACCGUACAGGAGAACAGAGUGGAAAAUUCAUGUUAGUUUUAGCUUCAAAUACGCCCGAACAGUUCGAUUGGGCUGUUAACGAUCGUUUAGAUGAAAUGGUCGAGUUUGAUUUACCUGGUUUGGAGGAAAGAGAACGUCUCAUUAGAUUAUAUUUCCAGAAAUUUGUUUUGGAACCAGCUACUGAAGGAAUUAGACGCUUGAAAGUAGAUAACUUCGACUAUAGUGCUUUAUGUAGUAAAAUGGCUCGAAUGACAGAAGGUAUGUCAGGUAGAGAGAUAGCUAAACUUGGUGUAGCUUGGCAGGCAGCAGCUUAUUCAUCAGAAGACGGAGUACUAACAGAAAAAAUGGUCAUUGAUAAAGUCAAGGAUCAUGCCAGACAGCACCGACAAAAGGUUGAAUGGCAAUCGGAGCAAGAGAGGAGGGAAUCAAAAAGUAUAUACCAUUCUGAAAAGGAGGAUUCUUACAUCCCAGCUGGUCUCAAAGCUAUUGAAGAUACUGCAACAGUAGAUCCAAAUCCAAUUAAAGUUAAAAUAGAAAGUACAACUAAAGACGAUUCAAUAAAAGUAGAUAUCAAUAAAGAAACCGCCAAAGAGGAAGAUACCAUUCAAACAAAUACCAAACCAAAUGAAAGAUAGGUGUACUAAAUCGUAGAUUUUAAUAGUAAACAAAGUUAGGUUAAAGUCAAACGGUACUCUUGAUUCUUUUAUCGUUUACUUGGGACCUAGUCAAGGAAUCGAAAUUUAAGUAAGGAAAUGGUUCAGCAUGGAUGAAUUAUUUGAUUUUGGUGAACUGUUUAAUUAAUUAAAAAGUCAAUCUUUUUUUUCAGUUAAUUUUAUGCAUAUUCAAAAUUAUUUUUCAUAGGAAAUAAGUGUCAUAUUUCUCUAUCAAAAAAAUUUAAGUACUCGACUGUACUUAACUAUUUUCGUUUCUUAUAACAUCUUGAUUUUGUUACACCGACCUGUUAGUACAAUCGAAAGUUUCAUGAGGAAUAUUUAUUAUUCCUAUUUUGCUGAAAUAUAAACUGCUUUCAUCUGUUUUAUUAUUUAUUAAAAUACGAGCUGCAUUUAUUCUUCACUAUUUUGACUGCUCUCGAACAUAAUUUUUAUAUUUAUUUUUUAAUUAAUGCGAAAAAAUAUGAAUUGUGAUAUUUUGAAUGCCACUCAGAGGAAAUUGUACUACUUUCCUGCGUUCAGAUGUAUUUGAUAUUUUGUUAACUGUUGUUGAAAAAACAAGGACGUUUUUAUAGAAAAAAUUAAAAGUUCCAUGUUAAA
Messenger RNA from Diorhabda carinulata, 3016 nucleotides. It is a transcript of the gene bor, whose product is annotated as ATPase family AAA domain-containing protein 3A homolog. Bases 422 to 2380 code for a protein of 652 amino acids. The record is from RefSeq and is a predicted model, not a curated record. The transcript has 9 exons. Gene Ontology annotation, molecular function: ATP hydrolysis activity; ATP binding; zinc ion binding. NCBI's taxonomy places the organism in Eukaryota, Metazoa, Arthropoda, Insecta, Coleoptera, Chrysomelidae. Gene Ontology annotation, cellular component: mitochondrion. Gene Ontology annotation, biological process: mitochondrion organization.